Cheilinus undulatus (humphead wrasse) is the source of this 672-nucleotide messenger RNA. RefSeq names its product mitochondrial ribosomal protein S14 (gene mrps14). The record is from RefSeq and is a predicted model, not a curated record. Bases 21 to 437 code for a protein of 138 amino acids. NCBI's taxonomy places the organism in Eukaryota, Metazoa, Chordata, Actinopteri, Labriformes, Labridae. Gene Ontology annotation, cellular component: mitochondrial small ribosomal subunit; ribosome. Gene Ontology annotation, molecular function: structural constituent of ribosome. Gene Ontology annotation, biological process: translation. The transcript has 3 exons.
UUGCGAUAUUAGCAUCCAAUAUGGCGGCGCACAGGAUAGCAUGUUUAGGGUUAAAUGCCCUUUAUUCUUCUGUUUGGGCUCCUACACAGGCCUUGAGAAGCUGCUGGGGGGCAGUGGAGCAAGUUAGGACUUACUAUGUUGACUGGAGGAUGCUGAGAGACGUCAAGAGAAGACAGAUGGCCUUUGACUAUGCCGAUGAAAGGCUACGGAUCAAUGCACUGCGGAAGAAUACCAUCCUGCCAAGAGAACUUCAGGAAGUGGCAGAUAAGGAAAUUGCAGCACUACCUCGAGACAGCUGCCCCGUAAGAAUACGCAACAGGUGUGUGAUGACUUCAAGGCCUCGAGCAGUGAAGCAGAAGUGGCGACUGAGCAGGAUUGUCUUCCGUCAUUUAGCUGACCACAACCAGAUGUCCGGGAUUCAGAGGGCGAGAUGGUGACAUGGGAGCCAUAAAACUACAGUUGGACUUGAUCAUAAAAAUCAGAUGGCAGCAUCCAUUUGUGCAGAAGCAUUGUUUCUCUUGACCUCUAAAGUUUUUGGUUUAUUUGUUAAUAGCUCUGCUUUGUGUAAAAACAUCCAGACACUUAUUUAAAGACAGAAUGAUGUGACUGAGGCAAACAUCUGUGUAAAUUGUUUUACUCAGAAAUAUAAGAAUAAAUGUUUAAAAAGGAAAA